CGGGGCCGGAGGGGGUGAUGGAGGGGCGGGAAGUGGAAGGUUCGGGGGUGCCCGCCAUGGCAGCGCGUGAGGUGACCGCUGCGGGGUUGUGAGUCUGUGAGGAAAGGUGUGAGGUGUGGUCUCGCCCCGGCCCUCUGGGCGCGCGGAUCCUGGGUUUUGAUAGUACGUUUGUGUGUGUGAGGCCCAGAUUGUGUUAUUGUGUAUGUGUGUGGUUGUAAUGUGUUUUCCAUGUGUGUGUCACCCAGUUUUUGUAGUUGUGCGCCCUUGUGUGUGUGUGCCCCAACUUUCUCGUUGUGUCCAUUGGAAGGGGCAUAGAUCUUGAAUUGUAUGGUCAUGUAUAUUUGCUUAGUAUCUGCACCUGCUUGUCCAUGAGUGUAGAGUACUUGCAACAGAGAUGGUACAGCCCCACAAAACCUAAAAUGUCCACUACUUAACGCUUUAGGGCCCAGGUUUUGUGGUUCUGUCUUCUACGUGUGUAUGUGUAACCACUAGUAGUGAAUGUGCGCUUGUGUAUAUGUGUGACACCCCGUUUUUGUGAUGUGUGCACCUGUGUGGGAAACCACUGAUGAAUGUGUAUGUUUAGUCCAUGGCUACAACAGUGCAAUGGCAGAAUUCAGUAGCUGGAACAGAGAUCUUAUGAUCUACAAAACCUAAAAUAUUAUCUGACUCUUUAGAGCUCCGUUUUGGUGGCUGUAUAAUGUGUGUGUGUGUAUAAGGCUCAGUUCUUGUAGUUGUGUAUGGGAAACUACUGUGUGUGUGUGUACCUGCCUGUGUGUGGAGACUCAGUUUUUGUGGCUAUUAUAGGUGUGUGUGAGAGGGAAAUCCAGGGCCUAUAGUUUUACCACUGUGACUCAGUGAGUGAGCAAGUUGGGGACAAGGUAUUCGGGUGAAUGUGUGAGGAACAAGUUUUAGUUCCAUAUUUCUAUGAUUAGAUGGUAGAAAGAAAAAUAUCAGCUAUCAGGUAUUUAGGGGUUUCAUUAUUAUUACUGCUAUCACCACUAUGACUAGUAGUAAUACCUGAUUGCUGACUCUGGUCAAAGUUGUUUCAACAAAAAUCUCCAGUUUCCAGGUGUAAACUGAGGUUCAGAAAUGUUAAGUAACAUACCUAACAUAACAUAGCUAAAAAGGGUUAAGGCUGAUUUUGAAUCCAACUCUUUCUGACUCUAAAGCCCCUUCUCAUUCUACCUAGGGUGUGUUCCUAGGAGCAAGUUUUUUUGUGGAGUGGGAGAUUAUUCUGAGUAUCUGGUAGUACUAGAACAAGGGGUGCGGCCAAGAUAGUCAAGAAACCUCAUAAUAAACCUGUUACUUGGCAGUUUCUUUGGUGUUUUCCUUAAACUGCCUCCCAAGAGUGGAUGUCUGGAGUCUUUCUGCUGUUUAAGGGGACUUUGGUGGGAAAGUUUGGGGAGCCCUAAACUGAGGGAAAAGUUUUAUGCAUCUAGAAACCACAUGGCCUAGUGCAAAGACCCCAGAGUGCUGAGAAUCAGAUAUCUCAGAUCUUGAUCAGGCCCUGUUUUGCCCAUUCUCUUGAGUGAAGCAACCUUCUCCCAAGAUGCCCAUGAGGCUUCUAGGGCAUUUCCUCCGUUUAGGGCUCCCCAUCAAGUUUGUCUUGGAGCCAGUUCAAAAUUGAGGCCGCCUUGGAUUUGAUCAGACCCUCUCUAACCUCCAUGACCUCUGGUGAUGUCCUGAAACCAACAUUUGCUGUCUGAGAAGAUGAGAUCUUGCUUUGUUGUCUGGGCUAGAAUGUGGUGGUGUCAUCAUAGUUUGCUGCAACCUCAAACUCCUGGCCUCAAGUGAUCCUCCCACUUCAGCCUCCCAAAUGGCUAGGAUUACAGGUCUGGAGGUUAAAAGUCCAAGAUCAAGAUGCCAGAAGGAUUAGUGGCUGGUGGGGGCUCCCUCUUUAGGAUGCAGACAGCUACCUUCUCAUUGUGUCCUCAAUGAUCUUUUCUUUGAUUUUCAGAAAGAACCUUGCAAGGGGCUCAGAGCUUUGUGCUGGCCAUUGAGGAGAUCAACAGAGACACCAGUCUGCUUCCCAACCUCACCCUGGGGUUCUCCCUUCGGGACUCCAAGGACAUGGAGUCUGUUGGUCUUCAGGAGACGAUAUACCUGGUCUCAGGUCACAAGUACCCCAUUCCUAACUAUAACUGCCAGGCCAGCCCUUCUCUGGCAGCAGUGAUUGGAGCGACACGGUCAGCUGUCUCCAUCCCAAUGGCAAGAUAUCUGGGACUUUACAAAAUUCCCCAGGUGAGUUAUGCAUCCAGUGCAAUCAAGCUCAGUGACAGGACCCAAUUUCCAUCCUUCUUCCGGACUAUUGCCAGUGAUCAAGCCUACUUCAUGAGCCUGAGCAUGGUUCUGACUCACUUUGGGUGGAAGUGGCUGGGUUUGGUGGCCCAGGACGAUGAAUAUGGCCAGCAGGGGGGUAACUUGAUCAGUGCUGAGUUGUCAAAAGUCAAGGUGUGCCUUGAGUUCAGUGUGACAUUUCCCACAUACCCAUCCAAUGUACAGAUUUCAAACACCAUGAGGGUGUUGAAGGGAUCCACUGCCAAGGUCAUCAUGGUCUUUAUAACCAGUGGGAUCUUCUGCCUGAUGUUACAGACUUUCUCAGAACAUUAUGUGGCAGGGAGGCUCUGGGUCAGCCAGUUUACUGAGCAGAGUGAUCAUACCAUCACAACGCCUAACACCCUCCAGAUUCUGCAGAAGACCUUCAGUUUCAUGGACCACAACAUGAUAGAAGAGCUUUCUGCAUUCUUCAAUCUCAGUCAGCCAACAAGGACCCAGGAAGAGACCUUCUUACGCAGGUUUUGGAACAGCAAUUUCAAGUGUGAGUGGGCAACCAGUUGGGCAUUACUAAGAAAGCUGAAGAAAAUUCAGUUUUGUGCAGGAGCAAGUCAGAAGAGUACAAACAUCCCUUUCUUGACAUUGAGUCAUGUGGGCAUGUUCUUUAAUACCUAUGAGGCUGUGUACAGUGUGGCACAUGCACUUCAUACCAUGAAGCUGGAUGAUGACCCCUUGAGGACAGUGAGUCCUGCUGAGGUUCAAAGAUCCCAUCAGCCUUGGCAGCUCCUGCCAUACUUUAGGAAAGUCCACUUUACAACUUCUCAUGGAAAAGAAAUUCUCUUUGAUGCCAACGGAGAUAUACCAGCUAAGUAUGAAGUUCUUUAUGGAAAAGAACUUCCAGAACAUUCCUUUCAGCUUGUGAGUAUUGGCCAUGUUUAUGUCAACACCUUAUCAAAGACAAGGAUAGUCAUCAACAAGAGUGCCCUUGGAUGGCUGGGAGGGCUGAUGCAGCUUCCUCGCUCCGUUUGCAGUGAGAGCUGCCCUCCUGGGUCCAGCCAAGUCCCACGGCAAGGCUGGCCUCACUGCUGCUUUGAGUGCAGCCCCUGCCCAGCAGGACACUUUGCAGAUAGAACAGAUAUGGAACAGUGCACACUCUGCCCUGAAGGCCACUACCCAGACAAGAAAAGGGAGCACUGCCUUCCCAAAGAGGAGGCCUUCCUGGCCUUCAAUGAGCCCUUAGGCCUGGUUCUGGCAUGUGUGGCCUUGUCCCUGUCAGCCCUCUCGGUGCUGGUCCUUGUGGUGUUUGUGUGGCACCGGGACACCCCCAUAGUGAAGGCCAACAACCGGACCCUGAGCUACACCCUCCUGGUGUCCCUCACAUUCUGCUUCCUCUGCUCCUUGCUAUUUCUUGGCCGCCCCUCCCCUGCCACCUGCCUCCUCCGACAGGUCACAUUUGCACUUGGGUUCACUGUGGCCGUGUCCUCUGUUUUGGCCAAGACGCUCACUGUGGUCAUGGCCUUCCAGAUGACAAGGCCAGCAAGCAGGGCCAGAAGGUGGCUGGGUCCCCAGAACACACAUUCUAUCGUGCUCCUUUGCUCCCUCAUCCAAGUGACCCUCUGUGGGAUCUGGCUGGGGACUUCUCCUCCCUUUCCAGCUGAGGACCCAUGGGCCAUGCCCAGCCACAUCUUCCUCCAGUGUGACAAGGGCUCUAUCACUGCUUUCUACUGUGUCUUGGGCUAUCUGGGCUUCUUGGUCCUGGGCACCUUUGCUGUUGCCUUCCUGGCGAGAAACCUGCCUGAUGCCUUCAAUGAGGCCAAGUUCCUCACCUUCAGUAUGCUGGUGUCCUGCAGUGUCUGGGUGGCCUUCCUCCCCAGCUACCAUAGCAUCCAGGGCAAAGCCUUGGUGGCCGUGGAGGUCUUCUCCAUUGUGGCCUCCAGCGCUGGGCUGCUUGGCUGCAUCUUUGCUCCCAAGUGCUAUGUGAUCCUCCUUCAUCCAGAAAGGAAUACCAUCCAGGCUUUAAAGAGGAAGACUGAGAAAUCACUCCCAGAAGGACUCCAUGAUACAUGAAUUGCAUAGAGCACUGGUUCUCAACCUUCCUAAUGCCGCAACCCUUUAAUACAGUUCCUGUGGGUGUUAAGAACUGCUGGCAUAGAGGGACUCAGAUGCUUAUUCAUGGUAUGGAAUUUGUACAAGAAUUGUGUAAAGCACUCCUGAAAAUCAAUACAACUUAAACAAACAAUCUGAGAAAAUACAGCAAUGAGAUAUUGCUAAAUUACAGAAGUAAAUUUUCAUAAGCAAAACCUGAUUAUCCAAUGAGUAAGAAGUUGGGUAAGGCAUGCCUGUAAAUCAAUAAAAUUUUAAAAAUCUGAGAAGCAGCAGCAAUGAGAUAUAGACAGGUACUUUGAGAAGCAAAAUCUGAUUAAGUAUUAAAUAAGAAUAAGAUGAUAAGCCUAAUUAGUAAUGAAAAAUGCAAAGUUAAACAACCAUGAAAUACCUUGUUACUUAGUGCAAUAGCAAAAGUUGAAUACACAUUAUUGCUAAAUAUUGCAACUAGCAAAGUUUAAAUGAAUGUAUACGGUGUUAUAUCUUUGGGGCAAGAAACAUAGGAACAAUACCCAAAAAAGGUUAUUUCUAGGGCAUACAUGAGAACGAGAUAGGAAUGAAACCUACCUUUGUCUUUCUUUUUUUUCUGCAGUUUCUGGCUGGGGCUGGGUUUGAACCCGCCACCUCUGGCAUAUGGGGCCGGCGCCCUACUCCUCUGAGCCACAUGCGCUGCCCCCUCCCUUUGUCUUUUUAUGUAAGUGUGACUUUUGAACCAUAUGGAGAUUGUACAUAUUCAAAAAUGAAAACAAUGGAGAAGGGAGUGGAACACAAUUCAUAUGAAAACCAGGAGAAACAUAUAGAUCUAACUUUAUAAGAAACUGGUAAUCCUAGGAUCAUUUAAGUAUCUUCUGAAGUUAGUUUAUUGACUUUACACACUUAAAUAACUGACACAUAAAAUGAAAUGUGAAUGAAGAGUUCAAGUCUAGCCUGGUCAACACAACAACACCCCUUCUCUAAAAUUAAACUAAAUUUCUUUUUCAGAACUAUGACUAAAUAAUGAAUUUUAGGCAGUGCCCACAGCUCAGUGGGUAGGGCGCUGGGCACAUACACUAAAGCUGGCAGGUUUGAACCUAGCCCAGGCCAGCUAAACAACAAUGACAACUGCAACAAAAAAUAGCCGGGCAUUGUGGCACGCACCUGUAGUCCCAGCUACUCAGGAGACUGAGGCAAGAGAAUCACUUAAGCCCAAGAGUUUGAGGUUGCUGUGAGUUGUGAUGUCAUAGCACUCUAUCAAGGGCAACAUAAUGAGACUGUCUCAAAAAAAAAAAAAAAAAAAAUAUAUAUAUAUAUAUAUAGAAUUUUAAUAGCAUUAGUUGGUAAUGUCAUUGGUGAAGUAAUUUUAGAACUGUUUUGUUUGUAUUUGUAGAACAGAACAGAUGAGUAGAUACAUUUUAGGAAGUGAAGGUUCAAUGCAGUAUGAACUACACACAUGCAGGGAACAGGGGAGGUGAGGAGGAAGCAUGUGGUGUCUGAGUUUGUGAUUCUGGUAUGAACUCUUGAUCUAUGUUUCAAUGCCUAGGAGAAAAUAUUUACAAUUACCAUUCCACACUAUAUAAAAGCAAGGUUUCUUGGAGAAACAUGGUGGAUUCAAAGGCCAGAACAGAGAAAUUGUGAUGUGAAAUUUGAGUAUUUUCUUGUGUUGAAAGCAAAGAAGUACCCCACAUCUGGCAGUAAAGCCAACUGUUCAACCUAAGGAGAUCCCUUUGCUGAAGUUUAAAUACUAUACAGUGAUCCCUCAUAAUACAGAAAUAAAGAAUCCCUGAUGACGUACAGAUACCACAAAAGGAUGUAGAGGAGGUGGGAGAAAGAAAAGUUCUCUUUUACAGUAUAUCCUCUAACUUGAGAGAAACAAAUUAGAAAGUCCCCAUUUUGCAAACCCCAAUGGAAUAAAUAAUUCAGGAAGUAAUCAUGAAAGGAGACACUCAGGCGGAAGUUAAUGAGAACUAGGAUGUCCGUAUGUUUCCACAAUCCCUGUCUUGAGGUCUUGGUAUUUGUUCUCUGUGUGGGUGAAGCCCCUGUGUCUGGUGUGAGCCCUUGGAGCUGAGACCUGGGCACAGAGAGAAUUUAUAGUCUGAAGUAAAAGGUUAAGACGAUCUAUGUGUGAAUGAGGCAUUCAUAUGGGUGAAGGGGGCUAGGCAUUGAAUUAUUCCUCCAGUGGAUCACAUGUGUCCAGACUGAGAACCACUGGGUGUGCAAAAUUUAUUUUAAGGAUAAAACUUUAUUGUACUUCCCAAAAUGGAAAACCAGUUUGGCCAUAAAGAGAAGAGAGUAAUAACAGUAGAUAUAAUAGCGAUAUACUGAAUUUAAAAGAGAUUGGUUAGUUUGAGCUGUUACAGAUAUGCUUACUUAUUCAAAAAUGAGAAAGACUGAGCGAGAACUGCGAAAGGAAUGGCUUCCCAACCUGUGAUUCAGUGGUGCCAGUGCCUUAUCCUUCCAUGGUGUGCACCCAGUGGGGUCCUGAGUUGGUUCAUUCCUUUUCUCUCAGAGACCCAGCAAAGGCAACAAACAGAACGUGGCCUGAUUUUACAGCACAAUUGAGAUAACAAAUAUUUAUAAGCAGUGGUUGAAGGGAGGCCUACAUCUAAGAAGAAAAAGAUAUUAUAGAGGCAAGCCACUGUGGCUCACAACUGUAAUCCUAGAAUUCUGAGAGUGUGAGGUGGGAGGAUUGCUUCUGCUUAGGAGUUCAAGACCUGAAUAAGCAAGAGUGAGACUCUGUCUCUACUGAACAUAGAAAAAUUAGCUGGGUGUUGUGGUAGGAGCCUGUAUUCUCAGCUACUUGGGAGGUUAAGGCAAGAGGAUUGCUUGAACCCAGGUGUUUGAGGUUGCUAUGAGCUAGCCUGAUGUCAUGGAACUCUAGCAUGGGUGACAGAGGGAGACUGUAUCUCAAAAGAAAACAGAACAAAAAACAAAACCCCAAACAAACCAAAAGAAAAAAUACAGUAGAACCUUUAUAGCUGACCACCUCCCCACACUGACCCCCUCCUUAAGUUGACCUAAUUUUCAUAGACAAGACAUGGAGCACAUGUAGGUGUCAGUACAGUAGACCUAGUUCCUUAUGUUGAUCAGUUUGUUACAGUCCCUUGGGUGGUCAGUUUAAAGAGAUUCUACUGUUUUGGUGGAGUAGUUAAAAGGCACUCCAUUGUGGUUACUAAUCCACCAUGUUGACUUCUGAUUAAUCCCAGUCUCAGGAGUGCCUCCAAGAUUUCUACUUCAUUUACUGUUCCUUGUGUAAACCAAAAGAACCUUGAUAUUUCAUAGACUAGUACUUACCAUAAACACUGCCUUUAGGAAAAUGAUAGGCUAUGACAAAAAUAGAGCAUUCUUGUCUACCUUUGAAGGUCAACUCUGAAUGUCCUGCACGUUCGUUCUGCAGCCCAUAUACUCUUUCCUUAUGGUAUGCAAGGUCUGGGUCUUGGGGGUAGUGGUACAGAAGAAAUCUACCUGUCUUGUGGCUGCCCAAGCCCACAAUUCUGUCCAUAAGUUCCCUAAUAAACCACCCUCUACCAACAAGUUGGAUAUGUCUACCUUGUUCUUUGGUUUCUCAGCAAUUUGUGCAUUUGCAGGUUGCUUUGUGUAUACAACCCUUUCACGAAAUAAUCAUCAGAAAGUGAAGGUGCUAGGUGUGGUGAGGUCUCUGGAGACACUAACCUAUUGACUGCAACUUUAUCAUGAAAAGCAACCUCAAAGUUCAACUGUGCACCCCUUGGUUAUGUUACAGAUGGUGCAGUGCUGUAUCAGAGAGCUUGCCUGAGUUCCCCAAGGAACAUCAGGGGCAAUGCUUAUACCAGAAGGUAAAAUUAAAAGCCCAUCCCCAUCAUUUCUCACUUGAGGAAACUCUAGCCUCAAUACAGGAUAGCUGACUAGGGUCACACAGCCAUCAACAUGACAAGGGAAGGUUUCUGGAAUCCCAAUGUCUCACCACCAAAUCCUGUGGCAUUCCUCAGUGAGAACAAAGGCAUAAAUUGUAUGUGCAAAAUAAAGUCCUGUUAGGGGUCACACAAUCCAAUUUGCAGAUCAACGGAGGCCCGGGAGGAAGUAGAAUGACUUAUCCCCCAACAAAGAUGAUGACUGGAUGUUAUCAGAGCUGGGAUCACCGUGUGCCCUCCACUAUUCUCAGGCUCUCUGAAUCCUCAAUGAAACCCUACAGAGAUAAAUGCCAAUGUCCUCGUUUUGCAGAUGGAGAAACUGAGGCACAGAGCGUGUGUAUCUUGCCCUAGGCCCCCAAACAGGAGGCAGAACAGGGGCUUCAAACAUCAUUUCACAAAAAGGGAAACCAAGGUACAGAGAGG
Messenger RNA from Nycticebus coucang (slow loris), 8666 nucleotides. RefSeq names its product vomeronasal type-2 receptor 26-like. The transcript has 8 exons. Gene Ontology annotation, cellular component: membrane. Lineage: Eukaryota; Metazoa; Chordata; Mammalia; Primates; Lorisidae. The record is from RefSeq and is a predicted model, not a curated record. Bases 2071 to 4341 code for a protein of 756 amino acids. Gene Ontology annotation, biological process: G protein-coupled receptor signaling pathway. Gene Ontology annotation, molecular function: G protein-coupled receptor activity.